CUAUAAGCAUCGUCAGUCACUCAGUUAACAACAGACUGUUACUACGAUACGGAAAAUUUGAGUAACGUGCUAUAAAAUUAACACUUUUUUUCUUCUUUCAUGGUUGCUGUAGAACAGCCGAGAUGUAGCAGCGGGCAUUGUUGUGAGGUCUGCUAGGGAGAAAGAACCAUAUACUGUUUCAUCCGAUAAAAAGACAGAUAAGUGCGCACGAGCACAUGUGUGCACAGCUGUGCGAGCAAAAAAAGAAAAAAAAAGACUUAUAAAAGGAAACAUGACGUUUAUACAACACUGCGUACAAACAGGGCUGUUUGAGGAAGUGAAACGGUUGAGUGUUUAUUGUAGCUGGUGAUGUGGAUUUUAUGACACUUUCUGUAAUCUACAGAAAAUGGCAAGUGCUUUUCCAGACGUAUCUCCAUCUAAUGAUCCACUCAAGGAUGAAGAUGGUUACGACGAGGUACUUCAGCUUGAGCCUCAAGAUAAAAAACCUAAUACCAAGAACCCGAAAUCACGCUGGCGGACAGUAAACAUCAUGAGCAACACAAGUCAUAUUUUGAUGCUGUUGUUCACAGUGUACGUGUUGAUUUUAAGUUUUGGUGAUUAUUCAUUUUUUUCGUGGCAUCCAGCGUUAAUGACACUCGGUUCACUACUCUUCAUGGGUGAGGCAGUUUUGGCGAUUUCAACUGGGAACUGGCUGACUUCAAGACUGAACAGGAGAAACCGCGUAACAGCUCAUUGGGUAUUGCAGGCCAUAGCUGCUGCCUGUAUUUUUGCAGGAUUUUUGAUAAUAUUUAUUAAUAAAAACAGAAAAGGAAAAUUACACUUUCAAUCUCUUCAUGGAAUAGUGGGUCUAGUUUCUGUGAUAUUUGUUGGAAUAACCAGCAGUGGAGGCGUUGCCGCAUUGUAUACAACGCGCUUGAAAGACAUAAUUAAACCAGCUAAAGUUAAAUUUGCACACAAUGUUUUUGGCAUUAUUACAUUUGCCAUUGGAAUAGCAUCAACGAUACUUGGUAUUUAUUCAGGAUGGUUCACAAGACAUUCAAAUACAUUAAUGCAGAUAGUUUCUGUAAUAGUUGUUACACUAGCAAGCAUUUUUGCUGUGAUAAAUGCUUUUAAAUCUGCAUAUUCCAGAUUUGUUAACAUGGUACAAGGUCAUUAAAUUGAUGCACUAUGGUUAAAUUGUGCAUUUAUGGUGAGAUCAUUUUGAGUUGUAUACAUUGAAACUAUACGGUUUUUCAGUAGAAUGUUAACAAGUAUUGUACAAUAAUCACUAUUUUUGUGAUGUGUGUUUGUUGCAUACUAAGAAACAAGAUCUAUUGUUUCAAAGCAUUUGUUGAAAUAACUUUUUUCAGCAGGAAGUUAAGACCAAGUAUUGACCAAAAACAGUGCAUUUGUUAAAUAUGUAUACUGAAAAUUAGUAAAUAAGAUCUAUCCCCUCAAAUCAUUUUGUGGUACUGUUGGGGCAUGGAUUGGUUCAGAUAAUUGCUACCCUAAUUAUUUAUCUCGCAUAUAAUAGGACUGACAAUAAUGCUCAAUAUUUGUCCGAGAAAACUGCUAACUUCAUUUUUCCAUUGCUGAAUACAUUGCAGUGUGCAACAAAUGUGCUGAGAAGUAAGGUAAAACUUGUUAACGAUGUAGUCCAUUUUAGGAGUUUAAUUUCCUUUCGUAUAUACACAAUUUUAGGCUGGUGUUACAAAAAACAUAUGGUACCAUGGGGCAAGUCUCUUUGUAUUUGUAUUGGAAAACAAUUGUCAUAUUAAUGGAAUGAUGAUAUUGACCAUGCAUCUUUGUUGUUUCAUGCAAUAUAUUAUUUUGUUGACAAA
Schistocerca piceifrons (Central American locust) is the source of this 1820-nucleotide messenger RNA. RefSeq names its product transmembrane reductase CYB561D2-like. The record is from RefSeq and is a predicted model, not a curated record. The transcript has 2 exons. Gene Ontology annotation, molecular function: transmembrane monodehydroascorbate reductase activity. Lineage: Eukaryota; Metazoa; Arthropoda; Insecta; Orthoptera; Acrididae. The coding region runs from base 386 to 1156 and encodes 256 amino acids.